AUGUCGUCCCCCUUUCGUAUCGUCGAGCAUAUCGUGCCAUGCCAGCACCUCCGCGAGUAUCCUGCCGCCACGGCCACAGACCAGGAGCAGCCCUUACACCUCGCCGUGAAACAGUACAUCCCGCUCGACAACCCGAAUCCGCAACCGGGCGAUGUGACCAUCCUCGCUGCACACGCCAAUGGCUUCCCCAAGGAGCUCUACGAGCCUCUCUGGGAGGAAAUCCACGCCCGAUCUCAAGCCAACGGGUUCCGAAUUCGAAGCAUUUGGAUGGCCGACGUAGCGCACGAGGGCGAGAGCAGCGUGAUCAAUGAAGAUUCCCUGGGCAAUGACCCCAGCUGGUUCGACCACCCCCGGGACCUCCUCCACCUGGUCAAUGUCAAGCGCGCUGAGAUGCCCCGGCCCAUCAUUGGCGUCGGCCACAGCAUGGGCGGUGCACACCUCACACAGCUCAGCUUGAUGCACCCCCGACUGUUACAUACACUGGUACUAUUGGACCCUGUGAUCCAGUGGCAGACCACCCAACUCGACAGCCUCGCCAUGCUCGAGCGCAGGCGUAGUAUCGCGAAAACUACCCAGCUUUCUACGUACCGACGCGACCUGUGGCCCUCCCGCCAAGCUGCCGCAGAGGGUUUCAAGCGCAACCCCUUCUAUCAAACCUGGGAUCCGCGCGUGCUGGACCGCUGGGUGAAGUAUGGCCUAUGUGACCUCCCCACAGCUAUCCACCCGCUUGAUCCCAAAACCGUCGUGGACAAGAACAACCCCCCGGUCACAUUGCGCACCCCGCUCCACCAGGAAGUCUUCACCUUCUCGCGUCCAAACUACAACCACAUCCCCGGCAGCGGCAAGCCCGUCAACCGCGUGACGCACCCAGAUCUAGACGCAGAUCACCCAGACUCGCACCCGUUCUACCGCCCGGAGCCGGCGCGGAUCUUCUCCCAACUCCCACAUCUGCGCCCUAGCGUGCUUUACAUCUUCGCCGGCAAGUCAGAUAUGUGCCUGCCGGAUAUGAUGGCCGACAAGCUCGCGAACACCGGCACAGGGCUUGGUGGAAGUGGUGGAGUUGCGAAUGGCCGGGUGCGAGACGUCUAUCUCAAGGACUUUGGCCACUUGCUCGCCCAAGAAGCUGUGAAUGAAUGUGCCGAUGCGGCGGUGUGCUGGUUGACGCCGGAGCUGCGGCGCUGGCGCGAUGAGGAGGCGAGCUUUUGGUCGGCGUGGAACAAGAAGUCCAAGGUGGAGAAGAUGACGGUCGAUGCGCAAUGGAUAGAGAAUGUCCCCGCGCCGCCCCGUCGGCCGAAGAACGAGCAAAAUGGUAACGGGUCGAAGUUGUGA
Molecule: messenger RNA, 1329 nt
Organism: Penicillium canariense
Lineage: Eukaryota; Fungi; Ascomycota; Eurotiomycetes; Eurotiales; Aspergillaceae
Product: putative toxin biosynthesis protein
Exons: 4
Coding region: 1-1329 (442 amino acids)
Source: RefSeq, a predicted model, not a curated record